Molecule: messenger RNA, 693 nt
Organism: Dipodomys ordii (Ord's kangaroo rat)
Lineage: Eukaryota; Metazoa; Chordata; Mammalia; Rodentia; Heteromyidae
Gene: Kctd14
Product: potassium channel tetramerization domain containing 14
Exons: 2
Coding region: 13-693 (226 amino acids)
Biological process (GO): protein homooligomerization
Molecular function (GO): protein binding
Source: RefSeq, a predicted model, not a curated record
UACCCCCUUCCCAUGGUUGAGAUAUCCGCUGUCGUGGAGCUGAAUGUUGGAGGGCAGUUCUACACCACCACCAUGAGCACCCUGAGAAAAUUCCCGGGCUCAAAGCUGGCGGAGAUGUUUUCCAGCUCAGCCAAGGUGUACUUAGAUGCGGAAGGGCGCUUCUUCAUCGAUCGUCCCGGCACCUACUUCAGUCCCAUCCUAGACUACCUGCGCACGGGGCACAUGCCCACGGAAAACAUCCUGGAGGUGUACCACGAGGCUCAGUUCUAUGAGAUCCAGCCUCUGGUCAAGCUCCUGGAGGACACGCCGCAGAUCUUCGGGGAGCAGGUGGCUCGGAAGCAGUUCUUGCUGCGAGUGCCGGGCUAUGGGGAGAACCUGGAGGUGCUGCUGCGCCUGGCGCGCGCCGAGGCCGUGGGCAUGCGCACCUCGCGCGUGGUGGUGUGCGUGGUUCGCACGGACGAGGAGGCGGCCCAAUGUGGGGACGCCCUGAAUAACUUAGAGGCCAAAAAGGUACCGGUUGUUAGGUUUGGGCCCUGGAAUGUGGGCCCCGACAUUGAAGACCUCCUGUACUGUGUGGAGAAGGACAUUAAGGCUCAGGGGUACCAGGUACAUAGCCAAAAGUACUUCCUAGAGAAAGCAUCCUGGACCAAGCUCCAGGGAUGUUUCCGUAUGUUCACUUUCACCUGGUGGUGA